AUGAUGGGGGAGACAACACCGGCCGGGAUCAAGAAACUGGCGUGUCGAGUAUGCAACAAGGCCUUUUCCAAAGCAGAACAUUUGAGAAGACACGAACGCUGCCAUACCGGAUCUAAGCCCUUUGUCUGUAAAGAUUGCGCGCGGCCCUUUGCCCGUCAGGAUGCCCUCACUCGUCAUGAGAAACUGCACAUGCGGACUCCAACCACCAAAAAUGUUCCCCAACCUUCGCCGCUGUCGUCCCAGACUGCCUCGAUACAGGAAACGCUUCCUGCGUGGAACUCGAAUUCUCCGUCAACAGUAGCUCCUGCGCCCCCUACAAGCACGACAUGGGAGACUUCACAGUCUACGCAGCAGUCAACUCUGCAUGCGGCGUCUGACCUAGAUUUUAGCUUGAUCUGGCCUGACUCGGAAAAUUUGUUCCAGAGUAUAAUGUCUACUGGCACGACGGACCAGUGGCAGAUGCCGCUGGGGACGCUACCGUUUCCUCCAGUUGUGCAGGAUGUUAACACGAUGAACUUUGGGUCUCCUAAUUCAUUUGACGAUCGAAGUUCGUCAAUUGGCACUAUUCCAUCCGGAGGGAGUCAUCAGGCUGUGCGGGAUGUCACGGAGAUGGUGACGAGCUCGUCGUCGAGUGUAACAGCCGAAGUGAAAGCGAAAUCGAUUACUUCGGUCUUCCUCGAUGAGUGUCUUCAUAUGUUCUUCGUCAGAUUCAUUCCGACAUUUCCUAUCCUGCAUCGAGCAACAUUCGUCUUUCGGGAAUGCACACAUCCGCUCCUUUUGAAUGCAAUAGCAAUUGGGUCGCUGUAUUUGGGGCCCAAGGACUCAGUAGCGAAGGGAGAGGCUUUAUGGCGUCUAGCACACACUGCGGUUGCAACAUCGUGGCAAUCGAUGAUAACACAUCGUGGUCUGUACGACGCAUGUAAAGGUGUGCAGCUGUUGAUAACAGCUCUUCUGGGACAAAUAUAUGGCGCGCUGUCAAAGAAUAGAGGCAUUCGCACUACAAGUCAGGUAUUUCGUCCACUUGGUUUCUUCUGGGCAAGACAUUGCGGGAUGCUGGACAGUCCGUCAGUUCCCCCGGAAAACCUCCCAUUCCAUGAUUCCCCGAUUGCGGAGAAAGAACACCAAUGGCGGGUCUGGGCAGCGAGGGAGAUUCAACAGCGAGCAUUACUUGCAUAUCAUAUCCUAGAUGGUCUCGUUGCGCAAAUGUCUGGAGACGGCGCCUCAACCCGGCACGUUGCGAACCCAUUGAACCUCCCAAAUAAUGAAGCAGCAUUCGAUGCCAGCACUGCUGAUGAGUGGUUGGUACACAUGCGCUCACUUAAAACAGAUCAGCCGUCUUUUCGCCUGGUCUUUCGCUCCCUCUUUCCUCCUGUUGGAAGCUUUCGCUCGCUAGACUACCAGUUCUCGGCGUUUGCCCUCCGUGUGGUGCUUGAAGGGUUACAGUCACUCGUUUCCGAUUCUGACGAAAGUGAUCUGGCGUCAGUUGGUGUCCCAGACCGCUCAGACGUCCGGAGAGCUCUAGCACAAAUCCACGAGACAAUCUCAAUGAGCAUCCAUCUCUCUCCACCGGAGAGACUAGAAAUACUUCUUCGAUGGCACACCAUAUGCCUCGACACAAUGAUCAACUCCACCAUCCUCUGCAGACACGUUUGCUCACGAUACAACAUCACCCAGUCCGUCUCAGGAGGCUCCCGAACACUCAAAUCCGGCUUCGACAUGAUCAAAUGGACCCACACAGAAGACGCCCGUCGCGCCCUCCUCCACGCCAUCGCCAUUCAAGAUAUCAUCGAACAGCUCCCCCGUGGGCGCGCGCACGUAAUCCACAUGCCCAGCUCUCUCUUCGCCGCAGCAACUAUAUACUUUAUUUUCUCCAUCGCUGGCGUCGCAACUGUUCGUCUCCCGAACAGCAUCAUCUGGCAGGAUGCGCUGCUCACACGAUCUGACCUGAACUUGGGCAGCACGGACAUGCACCCGGCAUCGGGUGGGUCAGAGACAAGACGGUUCGUUGAGGGUGGUCGGACGGAUUCUCCGCCGUCUGUCGGGGCUGUUAGGAAUAUGUUAUAUGAGUUGAAUUCCAUACAGAAAUUAUUCCGGUGUCUUUGCUCGCAGUGGGGGAUUGCUUUUGAUAUGGAGGAGAUUAUCGAUCAGUGGAUUACAUUGUGUCAUUGA
Molecule: messenger RNA, 2169 nt
Organism: Aspergillus chevalieri
Lineage: Eukaryota; Fungi; Ascomycota; Eurotiomycetes; Eurotiales; Aspergillaceae
Product: C2H2 type zinc finger domain protein
Exons: 7
Coding region: 1-2169 (722 amino acids)
Biological process (GO): regulation of transcription by RNA polymerase II; DNA-templated transcription
Cellular component (GO): chromatin
Molecular function (GO): zinc ion binding; RNA polymerase II cis-regulatory region sequence-specific DNA binding; DNA-binding transcription factor activity, RNA polymerase II-specific
Source: RefSeq, a predicted model, not a curated record